Exophiala aquamarina CBS 119918 is the source of this 939-nucleotide messenger RNA. RefSeq lists its product as uncharacterized. Lineage: Eukaryota; Fungi; Ascomycota; Eurotiomycetes; Chaetothyriales; Herpotrichiellaceae. Bases 1 to 939 code for a protein of 312 amino acids. The transcript is spliced from 2 exons. The record is from RefSeq and is a predicted model, not a curated record.
AUGUCUUCUCUUAGGACGUUCUUGGUCUCCACGAUCCUUGCGACAGCCGCAGUCGCAACAAGCCAUGAUUUCAAUUCCGGCGGCGGUGGCGGCAACUGGCAGCCACCUUCUAAUGGUAACGGAUGGAACAGUUGGGAGCAAACCAGUCAAUCUCCUCACCAGACCGCUCCUCCCCAAUGGCAGGCAGCUCCUUCUUGCCCAGCAGGAUGUAUUCCAAUCCCCACCGGCGGCGUUACACCACCACCACCUGGCCAGCUUAUGGUCCAAGUCGUAUCUGUCGCAGAUGCCAACGGCAGCUUGAAGUACUUCCCAAACAAGAUCGAUGCUCCUGUGGGCUCUAUCGUUCAGUUCCAGUUCCACCCCAAGAACCACACCAUCACAGAGUCCAGUUUUGCCGAGCCUUGCAAACCGCUCGCAGCUGACAUGACAUCUGCGAUGCGCCCUGGUGUUCGAUCUGGAUUCAUCCCAGUCAAGGGUGACGAACCAUUCACGCCUGUCUACAACGUUCUCGUCAACGACACCAAGCCCAUCUGGAUCUUCUGCGGUCAAGUCAACCAUUGCCAAAGAGGUAUGGCGAUGGUCAUCAACCAACCCAAGGAUAGUCCGAACACAAUCGAGAAGUACAUUGAGAACGCCGCCAAGCUACCCACUGUCUCUAUGCCAGCUCCGCCUCCAUCAGGUGCUACUGCUCCUCCCCCACCGCCAGCGCCCCCAGCGCCCGCUGCCACUGAGUCCUUCACCUUCGGAGGCGGCUUCCCUGGCGGUGGUGCACCACCUGCUUCAAGCUCUAUCGUCGAAGCACCACCCGUUCAGACGGUUGCCACCAGCUCCGUGGCUGUUGCACCCGCAACCUUCACAGGUGCUGCCUCGGGCUUGAACGUUCGGGAUGCAUCUCCAUUCGCAGGUGUGGUUUUGGGCGCGAUGGUGGCUUUGUUGUAA